AUUAUCAUUCUAAGAACUAAUUUUUUUGUUCUUCACUAGAGCCAUGGCUUCCUCUUCUUUCUUUCUUAGGCUUCUCUUCGUCUCAUCUCUCAUCUUCUCUAUUGCUUCGACAGGGCAGGCAUUCACAGGAACAUAUGGAGUAAACUAUGGCAGAAUAGCAGACAAUUUACCAUCACCAACAAGUGUGGUAACACUUCUACGAGCUGCAAAGAUUAACAACAUUAGAAUCUACGACGCCAAUCAAGACGUUCUCAAAGCUUUCAAAAAUUCAGGCAUCGGCAUAAUCGUCGGACUCGGCAAUGAGUUUCUCAAAGAAAUGAGCAUUGGCGAGGACCGAACCAUGAACUGGAUCAAAACCAACGUAGAGCCAUUCCUUCCAGGAACUAAAAUCGUCGGAAUCGCAGUCGGAAACGAAAUCUUAGGCGGAGGAGAUCACGAACUGUGGGAAGUUCUCCUCCCGGCCACGAAAAACGUGUACUCUUCGCUUCAAAGACUCGGUCUCGAAAAGAAAAUCGAAGUUUCGAGUCCACAUUCCGAAGCAGUUUUCGCCAAUUCGUAUCCACCUUCGGCUUGUGUAUUCAAAGAAGAUGUUCUUAUUUACAUGAAACCGCUUCUACAAUUCUUCUCACAGAUCGACUCGCCAUUUUACAUAAACGCAUACCCGUUUCUCGCUUACAAGAGCGAUCCUGAGCACAUCGACGUAAACUACGCGCUUUUCAAAUCAAACCCCGGAAUUGUCGAUCCAAAGUCGAAUCUGCAUUAUGAUAACAUGUUCGAUGCUCAAGUUGAUGCAGCUUAUUACGCGCUCGAAAAGGCGGGAUUUGGUAAAACCGAAGUUAUAGUUUCGGAAACUGGCUGGGCGUCUCGGGGAGAUGAUGAUGAAGCGGGUGCUAAUCUGCAAAAUGCGAAGACGUAUAACAAGAAUUUGAGGAAAAAGCUGACUAAGAAAAAGGGUACUCCGUAUAGGCCGAAAAGUCCUGUUAGAGCUUAUGUGUUUGCUUUGUUUAAUGAGAAUUUGAAGCCGGGGCCAACUUCCGAGAGGAAUUUCGGAUUGUUUAAGCCUGACGGGAGUAUUGCGUACGAUAUUGGAUUCACCGGACUUAGAGAUUCGUCUGCAGUCUCAUCUCUUCUUCGUUUGAAGGGUGGUGGUGGAGCUUUUGGUUGGAUGGGUUCUUCUUGGGCAUUAGUUCUUGCAACUUGUACAGCAGUUCUGCUAUUACUUUCAGCUUCAUGAUUAGUGAAAAGUGGAACAGCUUCUCUAAUUCAAUUUCAAUCUAUUUGAUUGAUUAAAGAUUGUUGAAUUCAUUAAUAUUUUAGUUUGUAACAUGUCAAUUUGAAAUUCUUUAAUUAAUUUAUGGGAAAAUAUGGCUGACGGUUUUUCAUAUGUCUUCAGCAAUGUGUGUACCAUAUUCUUGUACAAGAAAUUGAAUUAAAACAAAAUAAUAAAAAGGUCAAAGGAGCUGUUUAUAAUA
Messenger RNA from Mercurialis annua (annual mercury), 1472 nucleotides. Its product is annotated as glucan endo-1,3-beta-glucosidase 14. Lineage: Eukaryota; Viridiplantae; Streptophyta; Magnoliopsida; Malpighiales; Euphorbiaceae. The record is from RefSeq and is a predicted model, not a curated record. Gene Ontology annotation, molecular function: hydrolase activity, hydrolyzing O-glycosyl compounds. The transcript has 3 exons. The coding region runs from base 44 to 1234 and encodes 396 amino acids. Gene Ontology annotation, biological process: carbohydrate metabolic process. Gene Ontology annotation, cellular component: plasma membrane.